Molecule: messenger RNA, 699 nt
Organism: Morchella importuna
Lineage: Eukaryota; Fungi; Ascomycota; Pezizomycetes; Pezizales; Morchellaceae
Exons: 2
Coding region: 1-699 (232 amino acids)
Source: RefSeq, a predicted model, not a curated record
AUGUGUUUUUCAAAGACAAAGAACUCUUCUUACGGGAAGGAUCAAUCUUCCUCACAGAAGAAGAACCUUAUACCGCCGGCUAGGCCUGUUUCUCGCCCAGCUACAGCUACUAAUGGAUCCGUACGAUCAACUGGAAAAACCAGAAAGGUGCCGGCUGCUCCCACUGCUCCCACAGCACAACCAGCCGUAAAAGUAGCCUCUCCAACAAUAUCCCUCAAGAGUUUACCAGCAGCAAUUGUUCCCGUUACAGGUGGCCCGACAGAAACAGGGGCAACAUUAAUCAAUCCAUCACUAUCUACUGUUACCACCACCCCAGCGCCUUGCCUCGCAGUUCCCAGCUCGGUCUUACCGUCGCAACCUCCAGGGGCAUCGAGGGUCUUCUCUUUGGAGGAGGCGCGCAACAGCAAAAAGUUGACUCGGGAAGAACUGGACAGCAUCAAUACUGAUCAAGAUAUCAGGCAGGUGCUUAAGGAGCUCGUGGAGGAGAUAGAGCGCAAGAAAAACGAGUGCGAGGAUAAGCAAUGGACUUAUACAACUCGAGGAGGCGAUAAGAGACUUGUGAGGGACUCUGUAAGUGCCUGUCUCACAAAUUUAGCGAAACUAGUGACUGUAGGAGAUGCGACAGUCGCCGCACUUCCUUCAAUCGCGGCUGCUCCGUGGGGCGUCUUAAAAUUCCUCUUGACGGUAAGUGAAGAGUAG